AUGGCUCGGGGCGGCGCCUUCGUGGCCGCCGCCAUCGCCAUCGCAGCGCCGAGCCUCGCGGGCACCCUCGCGGCUGCGGCGGCGGCAGCCAAGCUGCUCGCUUCGACAUGGCUCGGGCCGGCGCCAACGUGGCCGCCGCCAUCGCCAUCUUUCCGCCUUUCGCACCGACUCACGAUUCGCCCACCGACACGCUGCUCGCGCGUCGUCGUGCGUGGCGUCGAGCGGGCGCCCUCGCCGGGCGCCACGCUCCCCCCUAGCGAUGCCUCGCAAGCAGCGCCGCGCCUCGCGGGCACGCCGGGGCCCGAAGCGGCCGACAGCCCCCUCGCGCAAUCGUGGGACGUCGCCAUCGGCGCAGACGUCACGUACAAUCGCGACGCGUGGCCGGUGCUCUUUGAGACCAUCGAGGCGGCGAGGGACGCGAUGCGCAAGGCCGGGCUCGCGUUCGAGCUCGUCGACUCGCCGAUGCGCAACGGCUACGGCGCCGACAAGGUGAAGCUCUUCUGGGGUGGGCCCUGGGGCGAGCUGCUGGGCCGCCAAUUCCUUAAACGGUCUUAA
This is a messenger RNA of Emiliania huxleyi CCMP1516, 555 nucleotides long. RefSeq lists its product as hypothetical. Bases 1 to 555 code for a protein of 184 amino acids. Lineage: Eukaryota; Haptophyta; Isochrysidales; Noelaerhabdaceae. The record is from RefSeq and is a predicted model, not a curated record. The transcript is spliced from 7 exons.